Lolium perenne is the source of this 2397-nucleotide messenger RNA. RefSeq names its product probable L-type lectin-domain containing receptor kinase S.5. The record is from RefSeq and is a predicted model, not a curated record. Gene Ontology annotation, molecular function: protein kinase activity; ATP binding; carbohydrate binding. Gene Ontology annotation, biological process: protein phosphorylation. Lineage: Eukaryota; Viridiplantae; Streptophyta; Magnoliopsida; Poales; Poaceae.
ACAAGCCAAUAAAAUACUCUAAAGGGUAUUGAUGAAGGGAAUAGGACACAAGCAAGUGGGAAGAGGCAGUGCCGUAGUGGGAAGAGGCAAGUGGGAAGCGACAGCCCACGAAUUGCGACCAACUCCCUUUUGGUUUGCUACAUCAGUACAUGUACAUCACCCAUUUAUCUGACCAUCACCUACACUACGUUGUUUGCCAUUGGUACCUCGAUCCAUGGGGCCUUCCCGCUUUCGCCGCCGCUCCACCACCACAAGAGUACUGCUGUCGUGCAUCUCCGUCUGCUUAGCCUUCCAUGCCGUCCGCGCCCAGUCCAGCACCUUCAGCAGCACUGUCGACGGCAAGGAGUUUACCAGCUUCUCCUUCCCCACGUUCAGCAGGUCCCUGAUGCAGCUCCCCGGCAAUCUGACCUUCUCCGGCAACUCCAGCGUCACCCAGAACACGCUGCAGAUAACCCCGGACAGCAACACCGCCAGCGGCCCAGACAACUUCCUCGUAAACCAGACCGGCAGCGUGUUCUUGGCGUCCCCGUUCGUCCUGUGGGCCUCCAAUUCCAGCUCCGCCGCCGACGGAAGGUACGUCGCCUCCUUCUCCACCGUGUUCAGGAUCAACCUCUACCGCGCCAACGCGACGAACAAGGGUGAAGGGCUGGCGUUCGUCAUCGCGUCAAGCAACGCCGCCGGCCCGCCCCCGGGAAGCCACGGCGGCUACCUCGGCCUCACCAACGCGUCCACGGACGGCAACUCCACCAACGGGUUUGCGGCGGUGGAGCUGGACACGGUGAAGCAGCCAUACGACCCCGACGACAACCACGUCGGACUCGACGUGAAUGGCGUCCGGUCAACCGACGCCGCUUCCCUCACCCCCUUCGGCAUCCAGCUCGCGCCCGUUGACACCACCGUCAACGACGGCUUCUACAUGGUGUGGGUCGACUACAACGGCACCUCAAGGCACGUGUGGGUGUACGUGGCCAAGAACGGGAGCAAGCCCGACACCGCCGUGCUCAACGCGCCGCUGGACCUCUCGACCGUCCUCCUCGGCAAGAAGGCCUACUUCGGCUUCUCGGCUUCCACCGGCGUCAAGUACCAGUUCAACUGCGUGCUCAUGUGGAACAUGACGGUCGAGAGGCUCCACGACGGCAGCACCGCCAGCAAGUCGAUAUCCGGCUGGAACUGGAAGCUCGGGGCAGCCGUGGGGGCGCCUUGCGCCGUCGCACUUGCUGUCGGGCUGCUCGUCGUCGGCAUGUACAUCGUGAGGAGGAACAAGCUGGUUGGCGGCGACCGCUGUACAGCCAUUGACCUGAGGAGCAUCCCCGGGGUGCCCAAGGAAUUCGACUUCAAGGAGCUGAAGAAAGGGACCAACAACUUCGACGAGAAGAUGAAGCUGGGUCAGGGGGGCUACGGCGUGGUGUACCGCGGCACCGUGCUCGGGGAGCAUGGCCGGAGCAUGGAGGUGGCCGUGAAGCAGUUCUCCGGGGCGGACACCAAGGGGCGGGAGGACUUCCUCGCCGAGCUGAGCAUCAUCAACCGUCUCCGCCACCGAAAUCUUGUCAAGCUCAUCGGCUGGUGCCAUCAAAAUGGUGUGUUGCUGCUGGUGUACGACUUGAUGCCCAAUGGCAGCUUGGACAAGCAUCUCUUCGGCCGGUCGGAUGCUCCAACCCUCACCUGGGAGCAGCGCUACAACGUCGCCGCCGGCGUUGCGUCCGCUCUGAACUACGUCCACCACGACUACGACCAGAUGGUGAUCCACCGGGACAUCAAGCCGUCGAACAUCAUGCUGGACGCCGCCUUCAACGCCAGGCUCGGCGACUUCGGCCUCGCCCGCGCCCUGGAGUCCGACAAGACCUCCUACACUGACAAGGUCGGCCUAGGGGGGACGCUGGGCUACAUCGCGCCGGAGUGCUUCCACACUGGCAGGGCAACCAGGGAGUCGGACGUGUUCGGCUUCGGCGCUGUCGUUCUGGAGAUCGUCUGCGGCCGCCGCAACUCCUACCACCACCCGGCCGGCUGCAGCCAGCUGCUGGACGAGGCGUGGGAGCUCCAUGGCGCGGGCAGCGUCCUCAAGGCCGUCGACCCUAGGCUCGCUGGCGAGUUCGACGAGGCCGACGCCGAGCGGCUUCUGCUGCUAGGCCUCGCAUGCAGCCACCCCAACCCUUGGGAGCGGCCCAAUGCGCAGGCCAUCCUGCAGAUCUUGACGCGCGCUGCCCCGCCGCCGGACGUGCCGCCAUCCAGGCCGGCGUUUAUGUGGCCCGUGCGGCCGUUUGGUCUCGUCAACGAGGACGGGGAGAUGUCCACGUCGGGCAGCUCGGCCACCUGCAGCACGGUCAUAACCGCGUCGCUGUUAAGAUAACGAGGAUCAUUCCUGUUUUGUUUUUCUUUUUCAAACUUCCAAUUUUUUUA